AUGAAGACAUUGAACAACACCACUGGUUUUGUCAAUCCAAGCCAAAAUAUUGCAUUUUCCAGGCAUCAAAUGCAAAAUAAAAAUGGCAGCAAGUAUGCCAACAAGAAUGGCAAGCAACAGGUCAAGUGGUUUAAUUCCAAGGGUCGUGGGUUCCCUCAAGCAGGGCUGGGAAACCACAAAUCCAUUCAAAACGAAGCAGGGAACGAUUCUAGCAACAUAUCAACCUUGAGGAGUGCAAGUCAAAACCAUAGUGAUAAAGAAGAAAGUGCUGAGAAUCAAGUUUCCUCGCAACUCAUGCCUGAAGGCCAUAAGUACCCUACUAUUACAUCUGAGGAUAAUCCUUUAUUGCCAAAUCCACAUGUUGAAAGAUAUACUUCAUCCAUUUCUUACCAUGGCCAAGAUGAUGCCAUCAGACUGCCCACAUCUAAUGAAUAA
Molecule: messenger RNA, 435 nt
Organism: Ilex paraguariensis (yerba mate)
Lineage: Eukaryota; Viridiplantae; Streptophyta; Magnoliopsida; Aquifoliales; Aquifoliaceae
Source: the annotation of a GenBank genome assembly